Molecule: messenger RNA, 2565 nt
Organism: Cheilinus undulatus (humphead wrasse)
Lineage: Eukaryota; Metazoa; Chordata; Actinopteri; Labriformes; Labridae
Product: GTPase IMAP family member 8-like
Exons: 6
Coding region: 1-2565 (854 amino acids)
Molecular function (GO): GTP binding
Source: RefSeq, a predicted model, not a curated record
AUGGCUGAACCAUCCACGUCAGAUGGUGAUGUGUUCCUGAAGCGCAGCAACAGCAAUAAAGACCUGAGACAUAGCUUUUCAGGGGAUCAUGUUCAACCACCAGAGCACAGGGGCAGCAUACAGAGCCUGCCACCUUCAAUUUCUGAAAUCAGGAUUGUGCUGUUGGGGAAACAUGAAGCUGCAAAGAAAAGACUCGUAAACGUCAUCACCAGCAACCAAGAGGGCCGUUUCCAAAAGCGUUCUCCGGUCGUCACCUAUGGGGAGUGGAGAGGAAAAUCUGUGGCAGUAGUGAAGACCCCAGACAUCUUUGGUUUAUCCAUCGAAGCACUGGAGGAAGAAAUGAGGAAAUGUGUGGCUCUUUGUCCACCUGGACCAAAUGUCCUCCUCCUGGUAGUGAAAUCUCUGACGUUCACAGAGAAAAAGAGGCAGACCUUAAUGUCAGCUCUGCAUCUGUUUGGUCAGGAAGCUUUUGAACACUCCCUGGUCAUAACGACUGAUGAAGCCAUCAGUACUCUGGUUAAUCAGCUGCUGGAGAAAUGUGGAGGAAGAAAGUACUGUUUGCUGGAGGAAAACCAACGACUGUUAAUGAGGAGGGUUACAAGCAUUGUCUGCCAUACUAAAGGAGCCUUCCUAACACUGACUGGAGAGUCCACCAGAGCUGGACCUGAACACACGGCUCCAGCUUUAAACCUGGUUCUGUGUGGGAGGAGAGAAGAGGAAAAGAUGUCAGCAGCAAAGGCCAUCUUAGGUCAGACAGAUCUUCAUUCAGCCUCCAGCUCCUCAGAGUGUGUUAAACAUCAGGGAGAGGUUUGUGGACGUUGGGUUUCCCUGGUGGAGCUUCCUGCCUUGUUUGGAAAACCACUGGAGGAAGUGAUGGAGGAAUCACUCCGAUGUAUCUCCCUCUGUGGUCCUAAGGGUGUCCAUGCCUUCAUCCUCGUCCUACCUGUGGGUCCACUCUCUGACAAAGACAAGGAAGAGUUCAAAACCAUCCAGAACUCAUUUGGGUCUAAAGUCAAUGAUUUCACUACGAUCCUGUUCACUUCAGAGUCAGAUCCUUCAGCUCCAGCUGUCGUUAACUUCCUAAGGGAAAACAAAGCCAUCCAGGAGCUUCUGCAGAGCUGUGGAGGGAGAUCUUUUGUUCUCAACGCCAAGGACUCGCAGCAGAUCCCAGAGCUGCUGGAUGCUGUGGAGAGAGAGAAGAGAUCAGAGGGAAGACCGAGCUGCUACACUAAAGAAACAUACACACAAAAGGACGAGGUCCCGUCUGAAGAAAAAGAUGCACCACAGAUGGAACUAGAAGACCGGGAAACAUUCAGCUUUGAUGAUGAAACGCUGAGUCCAGAGAGUCUCGGGAUUGUGCUGAUCGGAAAGACUGGAAGUGGAAAGAGCUUUUCAGGAAACACCAUUUUAGGCAGAAAGGAGUUCAAAGCUGAAAUGAGCCAAAUGUCAGUCACCACUGAAUGUCAGAAAGCACACGGUGAAGCUGACGGCCGUCCUGUGGUUGUGGUCGACACUCCCGGCCUUUUUGACACGAAUAUGUCCCAUGAAGAGGUCCAGAGAGAGAUCAUGAAAUGCUUUACUCUGCUAGCUCCAGGGCCUCAUGCCUUCCUGUUGGUGUUAGAAAUCGGUGCCAGACUCACAGACGAGGAGAGAGGGGUGUUAAAAUUCAUCAAGGAAGACUUUGGGAUGAAUGUUGAAAAUUUCACCAUCAUUCUUUUCAUGAAAGGCGACAUACUGGAGCACGAGGAGCUGACCGUUGAAAAAUACAUUAAAGAGAGAUGUGAUGAGUCCUUUAAGACUCUCAUUGCUGAGUGUGGAGACCGAUACCAUGUCUUCAACAACUAUGACAAGAAAAACCGCAAACAAGUGAGUGAACUGAUGGCAAAGAUCGAGACCAUGGUGGGAAAAAAUGGAGGAGGCUGCUUCACCAAUAAGGUGUUCCAAGAGGCUGACAGAGCGAUCAAAAAAGAGUUAAGGAAGAUCCUGAAAGAGAAGGAGAAAGAGAUGCAGACAAAGUGUGAGGGACUUACACAACAACAUGAGGACUACAUUAGAGCCAUGCAGAAAAGGAGUGAACGGCGGAGAGCAGAGACUGAACAAAGAGGAGAACAGAAAGCACGAGAGCUCAAGAGCGUUGAAGAAAAACUGAACCGGGAGCCUCAAAUGAGAGAGCAGGAAAGGAAAACAAUGAAUGAAGAAGACAAAAUCAAGAAAGGUCAGCAAGAGACUGAACGGCAGUGGUGGGAAAACAAGUUGAAAGUUUUGGAGGAAAAAAUUCAACAAAAUUCUGCAUCAGAUGAAGAGAAACAAGCAGAGCUGGAGCAGAGGCCCCCCACCCAAGGGACAGCUCCUGACAUUCCAGCAAGGUGUUCUGGGCAGUGCGGACAGAAGUCCAGGACGUCCAGGACGGAACCCAGGUACGCUCCUCAGGGCCAUAUCCCUCCCAAUCUACAAGAUAUUGCACUCCACAUCCAACUCUUCGAUACUUUAAGAUACGCCGUACUGUGUAGGCUGGUUGACCUCCAACCAUAUGGGAUGGAGGUGGACGCCUUACAGCUGGCAUGA